AUGUCAACACCACAAUCUGGAGUUUUAAACAGUUUAAAAGUGCUUAAAGAAGAAAAUGAUAAAUUAAAACAACAAAUAAAUGAUAAAAAUAAUGAAAAUAUUACAUUAAACCAACAAUUAGAAAACUGUAAAAAAGAAAAAGACCCGUUAAAAAAUACAAACGAUAAUCUAAAAAAAGAACUGGAAAAUUGUGAUAAAGAGAAUCAAACCUUAAAAGAUAAAAAUAAAAAUCUUGAAAAUGAAAUUAACAAUCUACAGGAAGAACUGAAAAAAUGUAAAGAAAACAAACCAAAUGAAACUCAACCGAACAAAGCUCUUGAAGAAGAAAUUAAAGAACUAAAAGAACUCUUGGACAAAUACAAAAAAGAAAUUAAAGACUUUGAAGAAGGAAUCAACGUAAUGAAAAAAGAAUUAGAAAAAUAUGAUGC
Molecule: messenger RNA, 428 nt
Organism: Racocetra persica
Lineage: Eukaryota; Fungi; Glomeromycota; Glomeromycetes; Diversisporales; Gigasporaceae
Source: the annotation of a GenBank genome assembly